AUGUGGUCAUCGUACAAGGCGUUUAAUAGUAUGGUUACUGAUGUCCUCGUUAACAAUAGAAUUGAUCAGUUGAUGGAAUUUGAGGCAAUUAUUAAAAAGCAUAGAUUGGAUCUACUUAAUUUCAACAUAUAUAAAGACUCUAAAUCCAUUGAAGAUCGGCAAUCAGUUACCAGAGCUGAUGUUGAAGCUAUUUCAAUUCCUGGGCUCUCACAGAAAAUUCUUCUCACUCGAGAUCUUAUUGAAGAAACAUGCAAACUGAGCGAUCUUUUCAAUCUAAAUGAAAUUAAAACUCUAGAGCUUCUUCUUACUGCUGAGGGGCAUUUAUCUGCUCAGUCUAGUACCCUUAGCCGGUUGUCCUUAGCUAUCUCUUUGUACUACGAUGCCCACAGUCUACUAUCCGAUGCUUUACGCACUAUUAUUAGUCAUCGUAUUGGCCGAAUUCCUUCAAACAAUUCACUCUCACGAGACAUCGCGGAAGUUGUUGCAUCAUUCACUGAUGAUCUCUGGCAAAGUGGUCUACUGGAAGACCUUUUAUCUUUUCUGAGAAGUUUCAAUACCAUUGAAGAAUAUAAGAGGUUGGAUUCAGCUCGUAUGAUUGAGAGUCGCCGACAUCGUUAUGACAUUCUUCAUCACUUUGCCGCAAUUCGUAAUCGAAUUGCUGAAACUAUCAUGCUUUGGGCAGCCCAAACACCAUUCUCUGCGCAAGAGUUCAGUCAAAUUCUGACCCAUCUCGUGGACUUCCAAAGGGAUGUGGCUGAAGCUAGAAAGAAUCCUGAAGAUGAAUCAGCCCCUUUGGAUCACGGAAGUAUUCACCUUCUAGUUUCCCUUCUCUGUUCUUUGGAGCCUUUUGGUACUCCUGGUAUUAUUGUGGACCAAUAUUCUGACUUGAAUGAACAAGACCUACAGCAUCCCCUCUAUUGGCAGAAGGGUUACAUCUCCGCCAUGACUGACAUUCUAACUCCCCCAGGUGAUCCCGAUCAUCAUAAUUAUCCUUUAGCAGUGGAGGGUAUCUACGGUCUGCUACAGAUCGCCUGGGGUAUUACACUACGUCGAACUGCCCAUCUCCGAUCGGAUUUGAGACGCAGACGAGGCGGUGAUGGAGAUGUUGGCAUUGAUGCUGCCGACUCAGUGGAUGAUGAUGAACUCAUUACUACUGCACUGAGAUCGCGCGCUAUGUUUCUGUUACUUACCGGUGUGCUCGGUGCAUCUCAUUUUCAGCAAGAGUCAAUGUGGGUUCGUCGAGUCCACAGUCUCUUCACCGAGCUCCUAAUCAACUUCCCACAGAACGUACGAGACUUACGUCUCUGGGAUGAGUCGAUGGUGCGUCGAAUGGGCGUGGAUCCGGGUGGUUUUGCAGUUCUCCUUGACGCACUGUGUCGUCUUUAUGAUGUGCCAGGCUCACCUCUCCACGCUCGCCUUUCUCUGGAAUUCUGGUGGCCCUCCGGGGAGACACGUAUUACUGGUGCUGCAAAUACCGCUGUCACCAAUGUUGCAGGUACUCAGGGACCACAGAGCUCUGAGAGCGGUUCUGCUACAGCUGCUCUUAAUGCCUCUUUUAGAGCGGGAGAAGUUGAGAACUCUCGUCAAGUAAGCAAUACACAUUUGCCGACUGAUGUGGUUUCGAACUCGGCGAUUCUCUUUCGUUUUGUCUACUCGACCAGUGAAUUUGCCUCAUCUCCCGUGAUCUUCGUGCCUUAUGUGAAGGUACUACGAGCUCUGGUGGGGAGUCAGACUUCUGCCAAUCUUUGCUUCAAUCUUCUCAAAGCAACAGCAACAUCUGGAGGUCGUUUGGCGUCUCUUCUGACCUGGGAUCACUUUAUCACCAGUCUUCACCAGUACCUCGAUCACUUGAAAAGCGCCGCUGCAGCAGCUGCUGCUGCCACAUAUACCACCACGACAGUCGGGGGUCAACAACUCCCCCCUCACCUUCAAUAUCCUCACCUCUACGCCCCCUCAAUCGAUGCCUUCCCACCACCACCACCCUCCGGUUAUUCUCUGUUAACUCAGCAACAACAACUGGUAAACCAACAUGUUCAACCGAUGGACAUGCAACAGCAAACAUCCACUCCGGCAACUCCUGAAAUCCAACCUGAAGAGCUGGACGCAUUGAGGAGUGUUGUGGGGUUGAUAACUCGUGUUUGUUUUAUGGAUCCUGUUGCCCGUUCUGCUUUCGCUUCCAACACCAAAUGGUCAUUGGUCUCCACUGCUAUCGGUCUAAUCACCUGCCCUCUACCUAUGUCAAUGAAAGCAGAUCUACUUCACCUUCUUGCAGCUCUAGCUCGAACCCCAUCCAUUGCUGCUGAAAUCUGGUGUGCCCUCAUUGAGAGCCGACUUCUCGCUUUCAUCGAUCCUCAAAGCAUGGUAAUGAGCGUUAAUGGAAGUGUCAAUGCUAUCAAAGGAAUCGUCGGACUUCAUACUGAGAUGGAUAAGGCUGAAGCGAGACAUGAGGAAUAUCCUAUCACCCAGGCCUUCCUGAAUCUUCUUACAACUCUUGCGCCCUCCUUGUUGACCUCUUCGGUGGGAGUAAACGAACCUCCGUUUGGUGGUCUGGACCCAUGUGAAGGCCUAUCGCGUCUUGUUCAUUUCACAUCGGAGAAUAUCUUCUUGAAGCACACUAUGCGAGCUUAUCGUCAUAAGAAUGAAAGGUGGGAAAUUGCUGCGGCUUGUUUAAACCUCUUCGAAGGUCUAAUUCAAGCAUUUAUACGUCGAAUGCGUGCUGUAGCCGUUUUUGCUGCAGGUGCGGAUAACUGCAGUGAAGAGCAAUUAGCCCUCUUUGAUUGGUCUGCUCUUCUAACUGGAGGUCAUCUAAAAUCCACCAAACUCAAACUUCCACAUGGGUGGCCAUUUACUGAUCCUGGUUAUCAAAUCGUAACUCAGUUACUCAUAAACUCCUCCCUAUUUUCCUUGAUGACCGGCCUUCUUGAAGUGGGCUUUUAUCGUCUGAUGGAAUAUGAUUUAACUCCUUCAUAUGCUAUGAAUCGAGCAACUGCCGCUAUUUUGCGAAUAUUUGAACAUAUCCUUCCACAUGAACAAAUAUUGGUGAACCUUGUGAGACGGGCUUCUCUGCUUGUUCCUCAUCUUAGACCUGAAACGGCAUGGGGUCAACGAUCUGGUGUUGACAUCAUAAUGCCCAGUCUUCUAUCUCGUCUCCUCGUGGUGACUAUUAACUCGAGAACUGGAAGGGCCGACCUACUCAUUACCAUUGUUCGAUACUGUGGACUCUAUGACGACCUUCCUGAUCACUGCUCUUCGGCUUUGAAUAUUCUCUACAAUGUUGUAAGAGCAGAGCAUUCACAUGAGCCCGUGCUGGCAAUCUUCACAAAUGACCAAAAGACUGAAAAUGAGCUAUUGCGGGCUCUAGUUUCCUGUCUCAGCACCUCUAUAUAUGAUAUGAGUGACUGCCAUGAGCUCUCUUCCAUCACAGAGGUAGAAGUUCCUAUUUUCUCAGACUCUUGGCUCUAUGAUGAUGCGCCUGAUGAGAGUGUUGAUGGGGGAUACAAGCUCGCCACCACCUCUGUCUAUGCACCCCAUCCAGCAUUCAAGGCAGCUCAUCUACUUGCAUCUUUUCCUACAGUGCGUUGGAACUGGACAACCGAAGAGAUAUCUCGUUGGGAGUUAAUGACAACCUUUGCACCAACUCAAGGCAAUGCCAUAUCCGAAAUGGUGAAAGGCAAUAUUAUGGAGCUUGACUCUAUGUGGUCGUUUGGUAGCAGUAAACGAUCAGUUCGUUCCACUAUGUUGCAUAUGAUUCUCUAUUCCCUCACCAAUCACUCGUCUCCUUCGAUUGGCCAUUGGCUCCUUGGUUUCCGUUGCAAGAAUGCUCGUACCAUAGCCCUUACAACAAUACAGAAUGCUGGUGUUGGUGGCUAUCCAAGCACGUGUCUACACGGUAUUCUUGAUUUAAUUGAAUUAGGAGUGGCUAGUCUUCGCGAGAAUCUAGUUGCAGAGACAAUUGAUGCUCCUCCCCACAUUUCUUUACUGACACAACAAUGGGAUUCUGCAAUGGCGUGGCAAAUUCUCUACCAUCUAAUGGCUGCUAGUGCUACCACUGCAGUUCCUAUAGCCCGUUAUCUUCGUGGAACUCAUGAUUUUGUUGCCAGACAUCUUACUACGGGGCUUGUAGGAGUACUUCUUGCUUCUUCGGUUCCACGGUUGUCAUCCUGUAACUCCUUGGAGACUGCUUCAAGUUGGUCCCUACAAUCUCUUAUAUUGAACCAAUGUUCAUGGCUUCUUAAGAUGGGAGCUAUUGAGGUACAAUCUUCAACGUCACAGCGUACUUACCUCGCUCGAAUUCUCACUAAUCUCUUCACAAUUGGUGAAAACUCUGUUGACACGAAUGGGACUGUUGGAACCUCGUUUAUAAAUCACUUCGCAUCCGCUUUGACAUACUCUGAUCUAACUGAACCCCAAAAUCGGGUUCUUGCUGAUCUCCUAUCCCGGAUGACGCCCUCAGAGACGCUUAUCGGCCCUCAAUGGAUUUUUGACCGAGACUGUGUAGACUCUAAACUCAUGGAAAAUAUUGUUGUAGCUUGUGAAGAAGCUUCUCCGCUCAUCUCUACUGAAGAGCAUUCCACGCUUCGUACAUGUGUAAUCAAUACCUCUUCUCUUGUCUCUCGCUUGUCUGUAUUCUUCGGCCAAGGUGGAUUAGUCAAUGCAACGAUUUUUGAGGAAGGCGCAGAUGCGAACACCUUGGCACUUGGCAAUCUCCGUCUCUGUACAGAUGUAGUUGAAUGGGCUCGUCGUCGUAAUACACAUCGUCUCGCCUUAGUACUUGGCAAACAGGCGUGUUUAGAAGGCUGGAGACAUCUCACUGAGAUUGGCCUCAGAAUGCUUCAUUUUCUAGCUCGAACAUCACCUGAUAUUCUAUCAACUAGUGCCAGCAUUCCAGUCAAUAGAAGUCUCUAUUCUGCCACAAUGGCUCUGCUUAAUCCUCUUCUCCAUGAGGUUUCGGCUCCUGAGUCAACGCCAGCUGUUCUCAAGGUAUUAGCUAGUGGAAGUGCACUGAGCUUGUCUGCUUUUCUUCAAAUCUUUGCCUCUCCGACAUCUGCAGAUGGUUCAAUGCUACUAUCGUCCAGAGCUACUGGGAUUCAGAAUAUUCUAUCUGUUACUCAACUUCUGCUUGAAGCUAUCUUGACUUCUAAACCAAAUCAUCAGCGUGUCCGAGCAAACUAUUAUGGGGCUCUGUGCUAUAUCCUCGAUGUUUGCCAUCAAUUUGAUCAGCAAAUAUCAGCCUCAAGUGUCAGUGGAACAUCGGAGAUCCCGAUCACCCUUCAAGUAAUCAAUAUUCUCGCUGGGAUUGAUGGUGAUCAUUUCAAUAGCUCAUUUUUAACGGUUCUCUUCAGUGACAUUUCAAAUGGUCAUCAUCCAAUAAUUCCAAUAUCCGCUAUAGGAUUGCUCUGCAGUCUGUUAAAACUUGAUCGCACCUCUGGUCAGGUUCUUGAGACUGUUGUUCGUGAUGGCUGCUUGCAGUUCUGCAUUGAUAGUCUAGAAGACGAUCUAGCUGUUCUGCAGCAGCACCUAGUUUCUCAAAACGACAGUUCCAUUAUUAUGGGACGAGAUGUGAAUGAAAACAAAGAACAGGCUGACGCCACUGCCGUGUUCUACGUCUACCAAUCAAAAAUGGCUCUACUUACCCUCAUUGCUUCUACGCAACUUGGGGCGAAAUCCAUAAUUCAGACAUCUCUACUUGACUCCACCCUGUGCCGAUUCGAACCUCUAUCAGGUUCCUGUUUGGCUGACGUUUUUGACUUCUCUGUCGCUUCUGUUCGAAAUAACCCAAGCGCUUCAAACACCACCCAAUUUGAUCCUCUCCAUUGGCUGGAUACAUAUGAAUUUUCCCAGCAUCUUCUGGACUCUCUUAACCGUCAAGAACUUGGGGAAUCUUUUGGAUGUAGUCCCCUUGGAGUUAUCAAUCCUUUGGUGACCUCCCAACUCCUUUCUGCUUCUGGGUCUAGCUUGGGCGUGACUGCAGAUCCUGGUCAAUGUCUCACGUGGUCGGGUAUACUCUCGCCAGCACUUGCCUUUACAAAGACCCUUGUUUUCACUCUGGGUCCAACUCAUGUUUCGGCUGUUCAGAAGGUUUCUAAAUUCGUCUAUACACAUUCUGAAGCUUUGCUAACAGUAGGCGCCAGUGCUACAGCAGCACAACUAGUUGCUGCUUUAUCUCAAGAAGCAUUCCAAGAUUGUGUUCUAGGUAGUGAAACUAGCAUAGAACGACAAGAGCAGUUAGUUCAAGCCACCCUUCAAUGGUUGCAUGGGGAGGAAAGCUUGACACAUCUCCUCUCCUUCAUUCUUCGUGCAAGAAUCCCGCUCAAUUUGGGGGAACCUGAUGAUCUUCCUCGAGAAUUGCUAAGAAGCAAGAUUCUGCGACAUAUCUUUGCAAUUAUGCCAGAUUCACUGCAGGCUCUUCAAAUUAAAGAACAGCGUGGGGUGUCAGCAGAGAUGAAUCCAAUGAAUAAUGCUAGGCAAACAUUCGUUCGCAAUUUAGUGACAACUAAGCAGUUAGAACUGCUAUGUCUUCAAGUGAACACUUGCGUGGCCGCUGUUUCCACAGAGGAUGAAUUUGAUGGACUCGAUAACACCUUGGUGAAGAAUCUUAUCUUCUCAUCUUCACUCACGUCAAAUGAUAGCGGUAGUGAAGCUACUCUACCCAAUCCCACUCGCCCCGGUCUCAAUCUUCUCUUCCAACUUGCCUCAUGGGUCUCCUCGAGGUUGCAUCAUCUUGAGGGUCAAGUCACUAGUCUCUCUCGACACCUUCCCGCUAAUCUACUCAACAGCACAUCGGCCAUCUCCUCUAGCUCUCCUAUUUCAGAAAGUGGGCGUGUGAAAGAGGAGGGCAAAAGCGACUCCGCUCCUGCGUUAGACAGGGUCUUAAGGUGUCUUGUACAGCUGCCGGUAAGCCUGAAUUCAUCGGUAGGUGAUAUCUCCACAGACAGUCUGCGUCAGAUCGCAACAAGUGUCUUCUCCGUCUGGUCACCGAUGGUCUUUCCGUUACUUCAAACUAAUGGCACUGCCGGUACUGUUGAUGCAGGUCAGCGCAAUGCAUUCCUUCGACGCUUGAUCUCUCUUGGAGCGGGAUUGUUGCAAACCCAACUCUCCUGUUUUGUUGGUGAGCUAUAUAGACUAUCUAGCUACCUCCUCUGGCGUCAUUUGGCAUGUUUCCUCGUAUCCGCAGGUAAACCUGAGGCUCAAAGUAACUUUGUGAGUGGGGUAUCGCAUCAAACGCCUCGACGAUUUGUGGAUAACGAUUUUAUCGAGCAGCUCCCGAGGAAGCUCACUUUUGAUCUUCUGGAGAGUAUAGCUCAAAUCUCAAAGGCCCCGUACUUGUCAUCCAGUGAUCAGCUCUUCCUACAAGUGAUGGCACAACGUCUGGAGCGAUUGAGUCAAGCAAGAAAUCGUGUUGCCGCUUCGGAGCACGUUACCGCUUGA
Rodentolepis nana is the source of this 7428-nucleotide messenger RNA. NCBI's taxonomy places the organism in Eukaryota, Metazoa, Platyhelminthes, Cestoda, Cyclophyllidea, Hymenolepididae. The record is from the annotation of a GenBank genome assembly.